Molecule: messenger RNA, 2023 nt
Organism: Melospiza georgiana
Lineage: Eukaryota; Metazoa; Chordata; Aves; Passeriformes; Passerellidae
Gene: DALRD3
Product: DALR anticodon binding domain containing 3
Biological process (GO): tRNA C3-cytosine methylation; arginyl-tRNA aminoacylation
Molecular function (GO): ATP binding; tRNA binding; arginine-tRNA ligase activity
Source: RefSeq, a predicted model, not a curated record
AUGGCGGCGCCCGCUGCCCGCCACACCCACCAUGGCGGCUCCACGCCCGUCCCCCCAAGAUGGCCGCCCUGCCCGGCCAAGGCGCCCGUCACCAAGAUGGCCGCCCGGGAGCGCCGCACAACAUGGCGGCCUUCUGAGAGGCGUGACAUCAUUUCCGGCCGCGGUGGCGGAAGCGCGCGAUGGGAGGAGAUGGACGGGGGCCGCCCGGGGGUGGCGGCGACGCUGCGGGCGCUGAACGGGGCCCUGGGGCGGCCCGCCGCGCUCUGGGUGAAGGAGAGCGGCGCCCGCAACCUGCGCCACCGGGACUUCCUGGCGCCGCGGGCCGCGCUGAGCGCCGCCUUUCCCGGCGGGCAGGUGCCCCCCGAGGCCGUGUCGGCGGUGCCGUCGCUGCGGGGCCCGGCGGUGCUGCCGCUGCGGGUCUGCCGGCAGACGGCGGCGGGGCUGGCGGUGCAGGUGCACCGGCCCGAGGCCUUCCAGCGCCUUCUGGGGGCUCUGCCCGGCCCGGCCGCCCCCGCCGCGGGGCCGCGCACGGGCUGCGUGGUGCUGCACUGCCCGGCCCUGCGCAGCAACCCCGCGGCCCUGCGGCCCCGCCACCUCCGCUCCGUCCUGCUGGCCGACCACCUGGCCCAGCUGCUGCGCGCCCAGGGGGUCCACGUGCGCCUGGUCCCUGCCCUCAGCGAGGAGAGGAGCUGGGACGUCCUGCGGCAGCUCCGCGUCUGCUGGCCCUCCGGCUCCGGCGGCUCGGCCCUCGCUGAUGCCAUCUCGGCCCUGAAGGCAGCGCUGGGCCGGUGCCCCUGUGCCGCAGCCUGUGAGCCGGGGCCAGGCACAGCCGAGGGUGUCAUCUCUAAGGUGCACCUGAAGAGCUUCGUGGAGCAGCAGGGCUUGUUGGGCUAUGACCCCAAUCUAGAUGUGCUUCUCGUGACAGAGAGGACACUGCGGUCCUUGGCUGAGCUGCAGGAAGCUGUUCUGCAGUGUCCAGCCAAAGGCCAGAGCAGUUGCUGCAGCAUCGUGCAUGUGGUGAACUGUGAGGAGGAAUUCCAGCAGCAGCAGCUGGAUGUGCUCUGGAGGAUUUUGGAUCCGGGAGCCCACACAGCUUUGCAGAAACACCUUGUCUGUGGGCCAGUGAAGGUGACCAACCCCUCAUCACCCAUUGGGGCAGACCAGUACUUCCAGCUCCGGAAGCACCAGAUGUAUGAGGCCUCCGUGAUCAAGUAUGGGGAGCUUGCACAAGAUGAGGCCUGGACAGAGGUGAUUGAUACCCUGACAGUGGCUGCCAUCAGGUUUGAGAUGCUGAGCACUGCUCACCGGAGUCAGAUCACCCUGGACCUGGAGAACAACAGCAUCUCCACGAAGGGAACAAAGAGUGGUGCCUUUGUGAUGUACAACUGUGCCCGGCUGGCCACGCUCUUCAGCACCUUCCAGCGGGCUGUGGAGCAGGGCACAUACCCACCUCUGCCACCAGUGUCUGAACUGAACUUCUCCUGCCUCCGAGAAGAGGGUGAAUGGCUCCUGCUCUUCAACUAUCUCCUGCCCUUCCCUGAAGUCCUGCAGCAGGCAGCACAGCUGCCCCCACCCUCCAAGGGGAUCCGGAUCACUGCCAGCACAGAGACAGUGUGCAAGUUCCUCAUCCAGCUCAGCAUGGAUUUCAGCUCCUACUACAACCGGGUGCACAUCCUGGGGGAGCCGUUCCCUCAUCUCUUUGACCAGAUGUUUGCUCGCCUCCAGCUGCUGGGAGCAGUGAGAGAUGUGUUCCACAGCGCCCUGGCAACCCUGCACCUCCCUCCCCUCAGCCAGAUCUGAGCCACCCCUGAAGAGCUGGACCAUGGUGGGACAGUCACCUACACACCACACCUUGGGGGGAGAACAGGGCACACUGUCCUGGCAGGGCAAGGGCUGCUCCAGUGGCAGGCAAGGCACAGUUCAGCCCCACGGAGGCAUUUCCCUUCCCAUGGUGUUUGGGGAUUGGUCUGUGCUCUCUGCAGCUGUGCCCAGUGUGGGACAUGGAUGCCCCUCCACAUCCACA